This is a messenger RNA of Exophiala xenobiotica, 1704 nucleotides long. RefSeq lists its product as uncharacterized. The transcript has 2 exons. The record is from RefSeq and is a predicted model, not a curated record. NCBI's taxonomy places the organism in Eukaryota, Fungi, Ascomycota, Eurotiomycetes, Chaetothyriales, Herpotrichiellaceae. The coding region runs from base 1 to 1704 and encodes 567 amino acids.
AUGGAAGCCACGCUGAGCUUUGCAUCAUGUCUCAUCAACUAUCUCUGUCAGAGACACCAUGAUCCCGAUCUGUCUGAUGAAGAGAUAGCCGAAAAUAUCACGACUGGUGCAUACUGCCUUCACAACCUUGCAUCGACCAGCUGGCUUGAUACACUGGAGCUUUAUAUCCAUUCGAAGGGGUCGCAACCCCUUUCUGAUACAGUCAUUGAUGCUGUUGAUAGACUCAUCAGCGACAGGCAUAACGAUGCAUAUGCCGAUAGUGCGACAGCACCAUUUCAACCGAACCUGGACUGUUUCAAAGCAGCCUCGGGCGACGUGUAUGGGAUGCUCUGCGAGAGCGCUCGCUUUCGUCGAAUGUCACAGAAAGGGACCUACAACAAAGCAGAGGGUGCUGGCUGGAUGGACCUUGAUCCGCUUACAAUAUCACGAACUUCGGUUCAGAUAUACAAGCAGUUCAACCAGAUCUUGACAGAUUGUGCGACGAACCACCACCAACACUGUCGUUGUCAGGUAUUGCGAAGGCACUACGGUGAGCGGAUUUUCGAAUGUGGCUUCACCGGUUGUUUGUUCCACCGUCAUGGCUUCAAGCCAAGCUCGGUUCGAAAAUCACACAUGAAACACCAUGACCGUCCAUGGAAAUGCAGCGUAGAAGACUGCGAAUUUGCGGAGGGAGGAUUCCUUUCACGGAAGAUGCGGGACGAUCACUUGAAUAAGUAUUAUACAACGAAUGCCACUCGAACCGAAGUCCACCAAAAUCCGCCAGACCCCGAUGAGGUUCAACCGCUUUUAUUCGACCUGGUCCAAGCCGACGAAACAGAUCGCGUGAGGGAACUGUUACCAUACUUCCAAAAAUUGGACUGGGAGUUUCAAAACGCAAUGCUAGAAAUUGCAGCCUAUUCUGGGUCUCCCACGAUGAUCGACGUGCUUAUCUCGGCACAACUAUGCUGGCAGCCUGGCACACUCGCGAAGAAAGCAAUUGAAGGCCUGAACGUGGAUACCCUUAAACAUUUACUGGAUAAGGCAGAGCAUGUGCGCAUCUUGGAACAUAUGCAUCUCCUUACGCCUCUAGUGGCUUCCGGGUCAGAGCCGCUACUGGAAGUGUGGAAGCUCUACUUCAAUCCCAAAGUUGUUACACAGCGCUCAUGUCACGUCCACGAUGAGCUUAACUUCCUAGACACCAUCAAAGUAACCAAAGGAGAUCCUAAUAAGGAGUCUUUCCUCAUCUCCUUUUGGGAGAGAGCCCGUGCGGACGUCAUAUUCACCAAAAGAGCAUUGGGGAUGGGAUUGUCAUUUGUUGCACAGACUACUUGUUCUGUCAGACUCGCAAAGUACUUGAUCGACCUGGGGGCGGAUGUGAACUUUGCCCCCAAGGGCCAUGCUGUAACGCCAGUCCGGCAUGCUGCGCGACGCGAUUCUGCGGCUGCCGCAGACUUGAUAAGAUACCUCCUCCUGAACGGAGCUGAUCCUGAUCUCACACCAACCAAGCCCAGCAUGGCAUAUCCAAAAAUCCAGGACGAGAAGGGUCCAAGGGGAAUUGCAAAGUGGUUGGGAAUGUCCUGGGACGAACUUCUUGUAAAAUCCAAAGAGGAACGAGAAAAGGGAUUACGAGACGGUUCGAUGAGAGCCUGGCCAUCCACCACGCCGCCUGAACGCGAGGUUGUCAAGCGGGACGGCAUGGGAACCAGGUCGACCGAAAGACUAUGA